Molecule: messenger RNA, 3529 nt
Organism: Umbelopsis ramanniana AG
Lineage: Eukaryota; Fungi; Mucoromycota; Umbelopsidomycetes; Umbelopsidales; Umbelopsidaceae
Exons: 20
Coding region: 95-3388 (1097 amino acids)
Biological process (GO): protein deubiquitination; regulation of protein stability
Cellular component (GO): cytosol; nucleus
Molecular function (GO): protein binding; cysteine-type deubiquitinase activity; cysteine-type endopeptidase activity
Source: RefSeq, a predicted model, not a curated record
UCUCACGCGCCGCCAUAUACUUACAGCUUUGUCGUCCCGCUUGGCUUUAUUCACCUGUCUGUAGUCUUCAAUACUCUUUAUCCAAGAUCCGGUAAUGGACGAUACCUAUAGCGACCCGGCCAUUGAGCCCAUGAAUGAUUCCGCACCUUUGCCAGAUAAUGACAAGAUCAUGUCGGAUGUCGAACAAGACCCGCAACCCAUUUCUGUGCGCGAUCAUACCGAAAUCGCAAAUAAGGUAUUGCCAGAUCUGGAUCUUGAGGUUGAGACUUUCGAUGUUUUCCAUUGGGAAAUCUUAGAUUGGCGUGGAUUGGAGAAGCGAACACAUAGUCCUGAAUUCGAAAUCGGUGGCUACAAGUGGAAAAUUUUGAUGUUCCCUCAUGGUAACAACCAGACUGAGUAUACAUCUAUCUACUUGGAAUUCUCGGACCAAUCCGCUCAGCCUCAAGGCUGGCAUGUCUGUGCACAAUUUGCGCUUUUGAUAUCUAAUCCAAAUGAUCCUACCGAAUAUGCCUUCCAUAAUGCUCAACAUCGAUUUACUGCUGAGGAGGCAGACUGGGGAUUUACCCGAUUUCAUGAGGUUCGAAAGCUGACGUCGAUCGAUGAUCACCGUGCCCAUCCACUUGUUCAGGAUAAUCGCACCAUUAUUACGGCUAUUGUCCGGGUGAUGAAAGACCCCACUGGUGUCUUGUGGCAUAGCUUUGUAAACUAUGACUCAAAGAAGACAACAGGUUUUGUCGGCCUGAAGAAUCAAGGUGCAACAUGUUAUAUGAAUUCUCUUUUCCAGUCACUUUAUUGCACGAACUAUUUUCGGAAAGUUGUUUAUCAAAUACCAACCGAAAAUGAUGAACCAACCAAAAGCGUUGCGCUGGCUUUGCAAAGAGUUUUCUAUAAUCUGCAAUAUUCAGAUUCACCAGUUGGUACCACGGAGUUGACUAAAUCCUUUGGAUGGGACUCAUUAGAAGCCUUUAAUCAACACGAUGUUCAGGAAUUUAACCGUGUGCUGCAGGAUAAUUUGGAAUCCAAGAUGAAGAACACUCCUGCAGAUGGAGCCAUCAACAAACUCUUCCUUGGAAAAAUGAAGAGUUAUAUUAAAUGCAUCAAUGUGGAUUACGAAUCAUCUCGCGUGGAGGAUUACUAUGAUAUACAGCUGAACGUCAAAGGUUGCAACAACCUGGAAGAAUCUUUCAAAGAAUAUAUCACUGAAGAAACUCUAGAAGGCGACAACAAGUACAUGGCCGAAGGCUUUGGCUUACAGGAUGCUAAAAAAGGCGUCAUAUUUGAAAGUUUCCCUCCAGUGCUACAUUUACAGUUAAAGCGUUUUGAAUUUGACAUGAUGCGUGAAACAACUGUCAAGAUCAACGAUCGACACGAAUUUCCACUAGAAAUCGAUUUGGAACCAUAUCUAUCUGCCUCAGCUGACAAGUCGAAACCACACAAAUAUAUUUUACAAGGAGUAUUGGUCCAUAGCGGUGAUCUGAGUGGUGGCCACUAUUUUGCGUUUGUAAAGCCUACUAGAGAUGCUACAUGGCUUAAGUUUGAUGAUGACAGAGUCACUCCAGCUACCUUGAAGGAAGUUUUGGAGGAAAAUUAUGGUGGAGAACCACAAGGCGUCAAUGCUCUGAACACUCGCCCUAACAUUCGCACCAUUAAGCGUUUUACAAACGCUUAUAUGCUUGUUUACCUACGCGAAUGCAUGAUGGAUGAAAUCUUGAACGAUGUUACCACAGCAGAUAUCCCGCCACAUCUCAAGCGACGACUUGAUGAAGAGAGACUGGUGAUGGAACAGAAACGUAAAGAGCGCUCAGAAAUGCAUCUUUAUAUGAAAACAUAUAUCAUAACCGAUGAAACAUUUGCAAAGUAUCAAGGUUUUGACCUUGCAAGUUUUGAUGAGAAGGCAGGAGAGACUCCAGCAUACUUAUCGUACCGCACUAAGAAGGAUGAUACAUUGGAGUCAUUCAAAAAUGCACUUUGCGAAAAUUUGGGUGUUCCUGCAGAUCACAUAAGACUUUGGAUUCUAGUCAACAGGCAAAAUCGCACUGUCCGGCCUGAUGCACCUAUUCUUGAUGCUGACUAUCAAUUAACAAUGGAACAGCUAAGAGAGAAGAGCCAACCUAGCCAAGCUAAUCUUCGAUUAUACCUUGAGGUUGCUACUCGCUUUGAAAAUGAUCAACCAGUAUUCCCAGGACCUCCAGGUCCUCGUUCAACAUCCAUCCUCAUCUUCCUCAAGAUGUUUGAUGUCGAUACACAAUCCAUUCAUGGACUGGGACAUUUGUACGUCGAAAAGAACGGCAAAGUGGGUGAUAUAAUUCCAACUAUUAAUAGCAUGGCAGGGUUCGAAAAGGAAACGCCUUUGCUAUUGUUCGAGGAAAUUAAGCCGACUAUGAUCGACCGUAUGGACACUCGGCAAACAUUUGUACGAGCUGAAAUACAAGAUGGUGAUAUUAUCUGUAUUCAGAAGAGCAUCUCAGAUGAAAAAGCUCAAGCAGUUCGAUCGCAGCAUCAAUUUCCGACUGUACCAGAUUUUUUGGACUAUCUCCUCAAACGAGUCACAGUUCAGUUCAAGCCGAGGUACGGCACUGGAACAGGUGGUCAAUUUGACCUGACCUUGAGUCGAAGCAUGCUGUACGACGUAGUUGCCUCCAAAGUCGGAGAAAAACUGAAUGCUGCACCUCAAAACAUUCGUUUCACUGCACCUGGAGUCAGUGGUACACCAAAAACAGUGAUACGCCAUCUUCAAAGCUCUACCCUACUUGAAAUGAUUCAGUCAGCAGUGUACAAUGGCGCAAAUAUCCCAACACUUUUCUAUGAAGUGCUCGACAUUUCUCUGAGCGAGUUAGAGACGAAGAAACAGGUGAAAAUUACCGUGUUGACCCCAACCCUCUCCGACGAGGCAAUGUACGACCUAGUGCUUCCCAAAGAUAAAAAAAUUGCAGAACUGUUGCAAGCGCUAGAGACAAAAGGUGUCAAGUUCGAGUCUGCAACUGGUACAAGAUUACCUCGAAUCUACGAGGCGGUGCAAAACAAAUUUAUCCGUGAGCUGGAUAUGGGCGAUCCAAUCUCCUCAUUGACGGAUUCUGCAUACUGUACACUGUAUGCUGAGGAGGUCCCCGAAGAAGAAACCACCGCAGGUGAAGACGACUUCUACAUUCUUGUCUUCCACUAUCAAAAGGAGACCAACCGCACUCAUAGUGUACCGUUCAAGUUUUUGGUGAAGAAAGACGAGCCUUUCGUAGAGACCAAAAAACGUUUACAAAAGCGAACUGACGAGUUCAAGUUAAGCGAUCACCAGUUUUCAAAGGAUGAACAUCUUGGUCUAGAUCAUGUCGAUAAAACAGGAAAAGCAAGUCGUAUGGCAGGAACAGAAAGAUCAAUUUUUAUUCGAGGAUAGAAGACAAAUUUACCUAUUUUUUUUUUUCUUCUUUUGCCAUUUGAGCUUACUCUUUCCCUUUUUUCUUUUCCCUAUUUUUUUCUCAUAAAAAUAAAAUUGGCCAAAAUUCUUGUCUGACUUUCAGACUUUCAACCACUCAGG